Molecule: messenger RNA, 2222 nt
Organism: Phalaenopsis equestris
Lineage: Eukaryota; Viridiplantae; Streptophyta; Magnoliopsida; Asparagales; Orchidaceae
Product: UV-stimulated scaffold protein A homolog
Exons: 3
Coding region: 109-1902 (597 amino acids)
Biological process (GO): response to UV; transcription-coupled nucleotide-excision repair
Cellular component (GO): chromosome
Molecular function (GO): RNA polymerase II complex binding
Source: RefSeq, a predicted model, not a curated record
AAGGCGACGAAUUCGACAGCCCAGGAAGUGGAUCCGCGUAUCCUCAAGGGCAUUAAGCUGGCCGCCCGCUUCUCCGACGAGGAGAUCCGCGCCGCCGUCGAUGCCCUAAUGGAUCAAAUGAAGAAGCCCCAUUCCCAGGUGCGCUAUCUUGCAGUUCUUAUUAUUGAUGAAUUGUUCAUGCGUUCAAAGCUUUUCAGAAGCCUUUUUGUGGUCAAUUUGGAUCAGUUCUUGAGCCUAAGUGUUGGUUUCAGGAAAAAUCUUCCACUACCUCCCCCUUCUUCAAUUGCUACAAAUUUGCGCUCAAAGACCAUAGAACUAUUGGAGAAAUGGAAUGCCUUUUUUGGAAUCCAUUACAAACAACUCAGAUUGGGUUUUGAUUACCUAAAGGAUACUCUAAGGUAUCAGUUUCCCAAUCGUCUUGAAAAUGCCGCUCGACUGGAACAGGAGAGGAGAGAAAGGCACCUCAGAACAAUGCAAAUUCUGCUAAAUAAAUUUGAAUAUCUGAAGGAAAACUUCUCCUCCAUCAAAUUUGACAUUCAGUCAACAGUAGAAGAAGUAGAAGAAUGUCUGGAGAUUGCUAAUGUCAAAGAAGGAAACACUCUUGAUUUCCCUGUUAAUGAUGAUGAGUUCGAAGAACUCAACUCCCUUGCAUUACGCCAAAUUCGUCUAGAAUCUUUGAAGGAGGGAGACAAGGUUCAGGAAAACAGCGAAAACAAGGCAAUCUUUGACGUGUUAAGGGAAGCACACAAGCUUCUUAUCUCAAAGCAUAUGCCAUCCGUGCAAGAGUGGAUAUCUAUACUUGUCAGAGUGGAUGCAACUGACAACAAAUUCAGAGAUGCUGCAUUAAAAGAGUUCAUCGAUCUCCGCAAUCUCAUUCAAUCACUCAAGACGAAAUGCACUGAUUUGGGCAUUGCUCUUAAUCCCAGCAUCACUCAGAAAGAAGAUGAAGAUUUGUGGGAAGAAGGAAAGAUAGAAGCUUUCAAGCCUGAGGACUUCCUCACUAAACCAUCCACCAAAGAAAGCAGAGAUACAGCUUCUUCUUCAUCGGAGAGCAAGUCUACUGUUGGUAGUUCAGUUACUGACAGAGAAAAGCUCUUAGCUGAUGCACCUGUGUUGGCAUGGAGUCCUUUUCUGCUUGACAAUCAUAGCACACAACGCGAUGUUUUAGCUAACCAGAGUGGCUUAGAGGUUGAGGGUCACUGGGGUAGAGUCGAUCCAGAUGCUGUGAUCCCUGCAGAAAAGAUUGCAGAGCUUAAUGUUCGUUAUACAGUGUAUAAAGAGCAACCAGUUGAGAUCCCACCAUGCCAUGCACCUCUUAAAAAGGGUGGGCUUUGCCAGAGAAGAGACUUGAGGGUGUGCCCUUUUCAUGGACCUGUUAUACCCAGAGAUAAUGAUGGCAAUCCAAUCAGGCUAGGGCUUCAGACUGGAGCAACUGAUACUCGUCUUCCUUCUGAGGAAGACAGUAAACCAACAAGAAAAGAGCCUUCUGCAGAGCAAGCAGACCUAAAAGACUCUCUUUUUCCAGGCAAAGAAGUGAUGGAAAAACUCGCAAAACAGGCAUUGAAGAACAUGCAUGAGCGAGAUAGAGAAGGAAAGGCGAUGAAGCGAGCAAAACUAGCAAAGGUUCGCAAGCACAAUGAAGAAGUAUUACGAGAUGCCGCCAUGGCUUCCACGUCCUAUUCUGAAACUUUUGCCGAGCCUGCUGUUGAAGCAUUGCGUGAUCAUGGAGCUGGUGCAAAGGUGAAGAAAACAACACUGGCAUCAAUGCUGAAAAAGAAAGUUACUGCGAAAGACAGAAUAGCUGAGAAGCUGUUGAGCUCCCGGGCAACUGAAGCUUCAAGCAGACAGCUUAAAAUGGGCGAGGAUUCGAAGUACAGGGAAGCCUUCCCAAACCAAUGGUAGCAAAAUUCUUAUGUUUUUUCAAUCUGGUUUAGGGUGCGGCAACCCGUGCUUAUUCAGAAAAGUCGUUUACCUGAAUUGCGGACCGCGGGAUCUGACUCGCAUUCUACAUUAAUUGUAAAUAAGCUGUUCAAACGCAGUUUCUAAAUAGUGAAACAACGUUUUCAAAACGCCACUGCAGCCGAUAAACCACCCCAAACGGAGCCUUAGCCUGCAAGAGUUCAUUCGUGGCCUGAUGAAAAUUAUUUUUGACAUGUAUGACUUUACAUUUGUGCUUUAUAACAACAACUUGUUUUAUUUUUUUAAUAAAAAUGCAUAUUCUU